CAAGGCGCCGUUGCCUGUGUUGAGGGGAUCCGAGAGUCCUUUCAGCAACAUUCUUCUUUAUCCAGUCCUUCUGUUAGGGCGAUAUCGGCUACAUUUCUGACUAUUGUCGUUAGAGGUUUUGUUUUCUAGCAUUUCAGAUCAAUAGCUGUGUUUUAUUUUCUAAUUUGACCCUCAUAGGUAGUUAGAAAGUAUUCGCGCCACGGUAAACUCGUCUUCAGCUGGUCCGUCAGGUACAGCUUGUUAGCUAGCUAGUUACAUUAGCCAGCAGCUACCAGUAGAUUUACGGCUUAUAUCCGUGCCUGCCCUGCCAGGUAACGUUAGAUAAACUAAAGCUGGAUGCGUUGGUCCGCCACAAUGGUUUGGUCAGUUAAACAAUUUCAGAGCUUUGACAUUAGUAAAUAAUUUACCUCAUUUCGAGACAAAACAACGCAACCUUUGUGACUUGGCCCGUCAGGUUUGGCCUGUUUCAUUGUCUCCGAACGUCGACAACAGACAAGUUGUUAUUCAGUGUCAGUGGGUUGUUUGGCUAGUUAGGCUAACUUAGCCGUGUUCGCGUAUACAAAACCGUCAGCUGUCGACUCGAGAUAAUAUUGAAAGCCACCCGGUUUGAUAUGGCGCAACACGACCACACUCAUGUUGCCAGUUCCCAGAAAGCACUCAUGUUGGAGAUGAAGAGCCUUCAGGAGGAGCCCGUCGAGGGAUUCAAAAUAACACUGGUGGACGAGGCUGAUAUGUACAACUGGGAAGUCGCCAUUUUCGGACCCCCAAACACUCAUUACGAAGGGGGGUAUUUUAAGGCUCGGAUCAAGUUCCCCAUUGACUACCCAUACUCCCCACCUGCCUUCCGGUUCCUCACCAAGAUGUGGCACCCCAACAUCUAUGAGAAUGGAGAUGUGUGUAUUUCUAUAUUGCACCCUCCAGUGGAUGACCCGCAAAGUGGAGAGCUGCCUUCAGAGAGGUGGAAUCCCACCCAGAAUGUCCGGACCAUUUUGCUGAGUGUGAUCUCGCUGCUGAAUGAGCCCAACACCUUCUCUCCUGCCAAUGUGGACGCCUCCGUCAUGUACCGCAAAUGGAGGGACAGCAAGGGCAAGGACCGGGAAUACGUAGAGAUCAUCAGGAAACAGGUAUUGGCCACCAAGGCGGAGGCUGAGCGCGACGGCGUGAAGGUGCCCACCACGCUGGCCGAGUACUGCAUCCGCACGCGCGCCCCGGCCCCCGACGAAGGCUCCGACCUCUUCUACGACUAUUACUACGACGACGACGACGACGACGUGGAGGGCGAGGACGGCGAUUGCUGCUACGAUGAAGACGACUCCGGCAACGAGGAGUCGUGACAUGCUUUUUUUUAUGGCAUCCCCAAUCUAGCUGACAAACGCUAGCCGUUGUUCAGUCCGGGUCGCCAGAAGUUCUUGGUUUGGAAGAACUAAAACCAAUCGAAAAGAGCCGUUUUUCCCUGACUCUCUGAAUUAUUUUCAGAGGCAAAAAUCAAUGCAUUGUUGUGUAAGGGUCAGACCUGGUCAAAAUUUGCACCAGCACAAAAGUCACCAGUUUCGUCAGUGCAGACGUUAUUUCAUUAUCACCUAAAACCUUACUUUGAGAGAACAUUAUUAAUCCUUCUGAGUUGUUCAGUCCCCUGUAUGAUUAUAGUAUUGUGGGGUUAAUACCACUUUUACCAAUAGGAACAUUUGCACUGGUGUAAACACUUCCAAACGUUGCUCAGCCUCUCUCUUGCAUAUCUGUAAUUGUAACUCGGUGUUGCUAACCAGUAGUUGGUCUCAGUGACUGACAGAAGAUUGAGGACUUCAAGCAGCCUGUUUGUACUGAACAAUCUACUGCAAAUCCAUUAAAUCAGACCUUUCCAAGUUUAACAAUCUGUCUUGCGUUGAUAUGACGGGAUGUCACAGGACGUCACAAAGUUCUUGUGCAUGCCAGAACAUUGUCGGGGACCCUCCUUUUUUUUUUUUUUUUGGUGUCCCUUUUCACUGAUGGACUGUAUCCCUUCAUCAUGAUCUGUUUUCAGCUCGCUGAGAAGAAAAACGUUUUGUUGAAUGAGAUCCCAGAGAACUUUUCUAUCUGGAGGACCUACUGGCAAGCCGAGUCAGCGGGAACAGUUUUUGGUAACCAGAAAUCGAUCUUUUGCUGUGUUUCCUCUGGUUACUGUUGGAUGUGUUUCUCUUGUCAAUCUGAGUGUGGGGUUAUGUUAUUUGAAGUAGGUCAGAUUUAAGUGUGCGUAGAGGUGUUUUUCAGAAUUGUAUUUCUCCUCAGGUUUGCUCUCUGAGAGGCCUGGCGGAGUCAAAGACCUAAAGCAGUGGAAAGAAAGCCCACAACCUUUUCUGACUGUCUGUUGUAAGCUCGCCUUUGUUUUCUCAUUUGCAGGCUUUGUUAUUUCCGUCUCUUUCUUUGGUUAGAAAUUAUGCCUGCAAUAUUUUGCUUGAGAAUGAUUUUAUGUGACGCGAUUAUUAGGUUUGAUUGGAGAAAAAAAAAAAGGCUUCUGUUGGAAAAGUGUCUGUCAAAAGGUGUAGGUGUUGCAGUAUCGGUCAGGAUUAUCAAAGCCGUUCAGCCUGGACGUAGACAACAAGGCUGCCGUGUUAUAUUUUCAUUUCUAUUGUUUGUGUCAGGGUAGAUAGAUGGGGUUUGAUAUCAUUUGUUGGGUUUGUUCGGUGUAGUUUUGCAUUAGCAAUAUUGACUCUUUUAAUUUACUCAAAUUAGGACUAUAUACUGAAUUUCUCAGGAUAAUGAGUUACAUAUGAUAAAACAAUUAAGACAAGCAACUAGGGUACAAAAUGAGCGGCCAUCCACCAGCCAAAUGCUGGCUAAAUAUGCAAGUGGCUGGUUGCAUUGCUUCACUCAUCAGCCAACAAGAGAUUUCUCUUGAGUGGCUGGUAAAAUAUCAACCUUUACAAGCCGUUUGGCCGGUGGACAAA
Etheostoma spectabile (orangethroat darter) is the source of this 2924-nucleotide messenger RNA. Its product is annotated as ubiquitin-conjugating enzyme E2 R2. The transcript is spliced from 5 exons. The record is from RefSeq and is a predicted model, not a curated record. The coding region runs from base 612 to 1334 and encodes 240 amino acids. Lineage: Eukaryota; Metazoa; Chordata; Actinopteri; Perciformes; Percidae.